CAGUUGGAUAUAAUUAAACAAGGGAAAGAGAGGCUUAAUACCGCAAGCAGCUAGAUUAUUCCACCAUGUAAGGUGUCAGAUGGAACAGUGCUCAGGACAAGCAAUAGGUGACAGAGAAACUCUAUUUUAGGAUAGUAACCAGAGGAACAUUGCACAUCAUAAAAGUUUUACGUCACCACAGACUGGCCAUCAAUUACCAGGCAAUAUGGAACUGCAGGAUCGAAUAUCAGAGGAUAGGAGAAACUAAGACAAAUAACAAUGGCGGCCUCAGAUUAAUAAUAGAUCACCAUAAUGAAUCUGUGUAAAUAAUCUAUAAAUCUAAACAAUAAGGGGGAAUUGAUUAGCAUGUGAAGAACAGAGAUUCGUUAAUUUAGAUAGAAUGCAGAAAGCGGUCCGAAUAAAUGAGACACAACUCUUGUAUCUUGCCGAAAAAGCUCGACAGGAGAAUUCAAUCAAUGGAAACUUGUACAAGAAAAGCGCAGAUACUGGAAAAUGGCAACAAAGAUGGUUUGCGUUAUAUCAAAAUCUUUUGUUUUACUAUGACAGCAACACGUCAUCUCGACCAUCCGGGGUUGCGUUGCUAGAGGGUUGCUAUUGCGAACGAUUGGUGGCACCAUCUAAGGGCAAGGAGAAUGAAAAACAGUACAUAUUCUGCAUAUAUUAUCGUAAAGAGGGCCAGCGUCAAUAUGAAUUGAGAACAGAUACUGAAUCUGAGUGCAAUGCCUGGGUCGAUGGCAUAAAACAGGCAAGUUUCAGUAUUGUCUUAGAACAAAAAGAGCAAUUGGAGCAGAAACAUCUACAUCUUUUACAAAUCUUGGAGAGUGAGAGGCAGGGAAAAUGGCACUAUGUACAACAAACUGAGGAACUCACCACUGAAGUUAAGAAACUAAAAAACGAGUGUGCACUGACUCUAUUCCAGUUGAAAAACUGUAAAAAUGAGCACCGCCCAUCCAAUCACAAAGUCGAUGAUGACACGGAUGAAAGUGAUGAAAUUAAGAAAAUCAAAAAGGUACAGAGUUUCUUUCGAGGUUGGCUAUGUAGACGUCGUUGGAAACAAAUUGUAGAUGAAUACAUCAGGUCUGAACAUGCAGAGAGUAUGCGUAAGCGGAAUAGUAUUGUGUUCGGUAUGGUGGAGUGUGAAGAAGAAUAUGUUCAGCAACUUUCUACACUUGUCUCAUGUUUUCUACGUCCUCUCAAGAUGGCCGCCAGCUCUAAGAAGCCACCGAUUACCCAUGAAGAUGUCAAUUCUAUAUUCUUAAAUAGUGAGACAGUAUUAUUUUUGCAUCAGAUAUUCUAUAAAGGCCUCAUGGCUCGUAUGGAAAACUGGCCAACCCUAGUUCUCGGGGAUCUAUUUGACAUGUUGCUCCCUAUGCUGGGCAUAUAUCAGGAGUAUGUACGCAAUCAUCAUUACAGUUUGCAAGUUCUGGCUGAGUAUAAACAAAAGCUGGAGUUCAAUUCCUUGCUCAAACGAUACGAAGAGAAACCAAGCUGUGAAGGGAGAUCCUUAGAAACCUUUCUUACAUAUCCUAUGCACCAGAUACCUCGCUAUAUAAUCACCCUACAUGAGCUUUUGGCUCACACUCCGCAUGACCAUGUUGAAAGAAAAAGUCUUGAGUUUGCCAAGAGUAAACUGGAAGAAUUGUCACAUAUCAUGCAGGAGGAAGUGAGUGAAACGGAAAAUAUUCGUAAAAACCUUGCUAUUGAGAGGAUGAUUAUCGAAGGCUGUGAUAUUCUUCUAGAUGUAAACCAGACCUUUGUUAGACAAGGAUCCCUUCUACAGGUGCUCAUAGAGAAACCAAAAUCUGGGAGAGGUCGGCUCAGUCCCUUCAGUCAGACUUUUAAAGAAUCGAAAAAAGAAAUUGUGCGUCAAGUUUUCUUAUUUACAAACCAUUUGUUAAUCACCAUGAGAGCAAAUAAUGGGAGACUACAUCUUGCCAAGCAUCAUGGGAAGAUCCCUCUGACAGACUGCACAUUAGUAGAGGAUUCAAAUUCUGACAUUUUCUUCUUUGAGGAUGAAAUCCCAUGUGCAACAGUUGAAUCAGCGGGCACCAGUCAGGCUGCCCCCUCUAGUCAACCACUCCUCACAGCCGAGGCCUGUGAACAGAGACAGCAACCCAAACUCAAUUACCAGGGCUUGGACUUUAGAAUCAUGGUAGAUUCUAAGAGCGGGCCUCCCACCACUAUUAUUCUGGUCGCCUCAACAUUACAGGAGAAAGCUGCUUGGUGCAGUGACGUCAGUCAGUGUAUUGAAAGUUUACACUAUAGUGAUUUGCUCAACAGCUCAAUGAGUGACACAUCAUCUGUAACCAUGCCACAAUCAGUCAGGUAUAUCGCAAGUACAGAAAUAUGGUCUGAUCCGAAGUUAUUCAAGGAUGAUGUGGACAUUAAAUUUAGCCGAACUCUAAACUCGUGCAAAGUUCCGCAGAUACGACAUGCCUCUGUUGAGAAGCUUUUGGAGAGAUUGACGGAUCUACGAUUCAUGAGCAUCGACUUCAUCAAUACAUUCCUACUCACAUAUCGUGUCUUUACGACAGGACACAAAGUUCUAGAUGCUUUGAGGAAAGUCUACCAGAACCCCGAGUUUGGAAACUUGGAGAAUAGCCUCGCUUUGAACUCAAUGACAUCAUUUGAAGGCAUAUCAAAUGCUGAGAGCCCCACAGAGAGCCAUCAAGAGUUUGAAAUGAGCCCUCCUGAUAAACAUCAACAUUUCCUCAUAAAACCCACACCAGAACGUGUCCGUAGAGUCUCCACCAAUGGCACGAUGAGGAUAGAGGUCACAACAACCAAAGACCCUCUACCCCCAGAAACCAUCAAGCUGCGUGACCCUCGAGAAAGUAUUGACUCUGGGGUGGACAGUAAACGAACUUCGAUUGAUAGUCGUUUUGAUUACAGUAAAAGGACUUCAAUGGAUAGCCGUUAUGAUACAUAUAGCAAACGUGCAUCGAUGGACAGUCGAAGUUAUGACUCGCCAUAUAGUAAAAGACCCUCCAUGGAUAGUCGAUAUGACACUCAUAGUAAACGUACCUCAGUGGAUAGUAAAUAUGAAAGUAAGAGGACCUCUAUAGACAGCAAGUGCUAUGAUAUGAAACGGGUUUCUAUUGAUAGUAGAAAAAUAACAGAUGAUUACAUAGAGGAGGUCCCUUCUGACAGACCUGUGACCCCCACCAGUCAGGAAGUAGCGGGCCUGCUCCAGCCACCAAAGUCUCAUCUAGCCCCUAUCGCUCCUGCAGAAAGUAUCGCAGACACUCCCUCAGAAUCUGAGUCCCCCCAGGAACCAUCCCCACCCCCAGAACGACCGAGUGUCACAUGUAUCACAUUUACAACUGUACCUGGCGAAUCAAGCUCAGAUAAUCUGUUAAGUCCACCAGUUCAUACAACCACCGCAUCAUCUUCCAUGGAGACUCUAGUUGACUCCCAGGGUGCCCCUAGCCCUCAACAGAUUAGUGCAGCACCAAGCUCAGACACCCUCUGUCCUGGGUCAGCAACUAACAGCCCGGGGAUUUCACCAUACGGAUCACCGAAAAAAUCACCAAGUAAACUGAUGCAGAAAGUUAAAAAGUUUGAUGUGCCACCGUUGAAGAUCCCAAGUGUCAGCUGCAUGGAUGCACUGGCAUUGUCUCCAACUUCAAGUCCAACAUUUGCACGUCGUGGAACUUCACCGAGUAGUGCACCUGGAUUUGACAGAAAGGCAACAUCUCCAAUCUUGAGGAAACCUGUAAGCAAAAGAGCAUCUUCACCUAACUUACAAAGAGGGUCUCUGCCAUUACGGCGUCGUGCUCCCUCCCCCGUGUUUCCCAGUAGCAAGAAAUCUCCUGUGUCAAGCCCCAAGCUUCAGCGAGCCCCUUCCCCCAUUAUAUACAGCUACUCUACACCCAACUUGGGCACAAAGUUCAAAACUUCUGCCUCAGGGAAGAGACCCAGCACAAUGAGUGCUGAUGCCGACUAUUCAGGUGCUUUCUCCUCCCCCAGGAAUAGUGUAGCAGCAAAUCCUGAGGGGUCACCUCCACAGGCUAAAGCUGGUGCUGUAGUGACAUCCUCUCGUGCUUCAAAACGCAGAUCUAGCUCUGCGGCUGCAGCGUCAGCUUUUGCCGCAGCAACAGCUGGUUGCGCUAAGUCUAAACCAGGUGUGGUGCCACCUAGGGGGAUUAAUCGGUACCAUAGUGGAGGACCAGCAGAUUUAAAGCCAUACCUUUAUGCCAAGAAGAGAGAGUCUGUAAUAAGCACUGCAGCCACCAUGAGAGUAUUGAAUGUAGUCAGGCACUGGGUGACAAAGCAUGGACAGGACUUUGAGAAUGACCCUGCCUUGAAAGAUGAUGUGAAAGACCUGAUGGAAGAAAUGGUGUUUAAUGCCAACCUCCUUCCCGCAGAACACAAGGCUGCAGCCUCCAUACUGCGUCAACUUACUAGAGAGGACCCCAACAGCAGCAAAGUGGACCUCGACCUAUUGCUGGCUCCACCCCUGAAACCUUCAAAGGAUGAUUUUGACUCACUAUCUGCUCUUGAUAUAGCUGAGCAACUGACCUACUUGGACCACAAGAUCUUCAUGGCUAUACAGAGUCAUGAGUUACUUGGCCAAUCAUGGAUGAAGCCUGAGAAAUCUCACAUGGCGCCUCAUGUCCUAUUGGUUAGUAAGAGAUUCAAUGAAGUCAGCCGAUUGGUCGUCUCGGAAAUUAUUGGUCGCCAUGGGAGCAUCACAGAUCGGUUAGCGUGUAUUGAGAAAUGGGCAGCCAUCGCUGAUAUAUGUCGCUGUAUGCACAAUUAUAAUGGUGUGUUACAGAUCUGUGCAGCUUUUGUUAACUGCUCAGUCUAUAGACUGAAAAGGACUUGGGAAAGGCUUCCUAAACAGACAAAGCAGAUGAUUGAAAAGCUGCAGACAUUAGUGUCUUCUGAUGGGAGGUUCAAGAACAUGAGAGAUGCCCUUCAUAGGUGUGAUCCCCCUUGUAUUCCAUAUCUGGGCAUGUACCUGACUGAUUUAUCAUUCAUAGAGGAGGGCACCCCCAACUUCACAGAGGAAUCAGGGUUAGCUAACUUCAGCAAAAUGAGAAUGGUUGCCCAUGUUAUCAGGGAGAUCCAGUUGUUCCAGCAGACUACAUAUAGGAUAGAGCAUCAUCCUAGGGUGACAAAUUACCUACUGGAUCCUUCAAGACUCCUUGAAGAAGAGGAAACAUAUAGAGCAUCAUUGUUGAUCGAACCACGUCAAUCUCGCAUUUCAACUGUCACAACACCAACACCAUGACACACCACAUAUCAGUCAUGACUCACCACAACUCAUAAAUGAAUGAGUGAAAAAUAAAUACUCAUUAUUAGGAAAAAUCUGAUUUGUACAUGUAAAUACUGAUAGUUUGUAUUAAUAUACAUGUAAAUGUAGUUAAAACAAGAAGAAAAUCAUAUGAAUUGAACAAUUUUAAGAGGGUCAUAUUAUUAUGAUGGAAUACAUAUUUAAAUUCUAUCAUUCAUAAUAAACAUUGACAGAUAGAAAGUGACACGGUUCAUCUCAGUUUGAUUGUUCAACAGAAUAAUUCAUAUUCUUGAAGUUAGAGAUGAUGACUGAAAAUAAGUACAUGAUCAAUGAAAAGAGACAAAGAUCAUAGAAUAUAUAAGUAUAUGAUCUAUGAACGACAGGCGUGGGGCAUAUUGUCUACUAUAAAUCAUACAAUAUGAUUAUAUAUUGUACAUCAUUUAUUGUGUUGCAGCUAUAUAGUAGAUUAGAUUUAGAGAAUUCUCAUUGUAAGAUUAAUC
Molecule: messenger RNA, 5739 nt
Organism: Owenia fusiformis
Lineage: Eukaryota; Metazoa; Annelida; Polychaeta; Sabellida; Oweniidae
Source: the annotation of a GenBank genome assembly